AUGUUUGCCGUUGUUACAUUUGACGAUGCCAGUACGUCCGAGGUACCGACUAAUUGGCUUAUUGAUGAAGAAGAUGGAUCAAGCUGUUGGUGGCCUCCUUCUAAUACUAAAAAUUUAUCAACUCUGAUAUCAAAACGUGUUGACCCGAUUAAAUCAACCUGGCAAAAAUUGAAUGUAAUCAUGGAAAGAACUUGUGACACACUUGAGAAAGCUCGAAAGGUGGCAGAGGAUUCUCAAUACACAAGUGUAGAUGAAGAAAAUCUAGGUAGAGGACGUCGUAAACGGUUUUCAAAGAAAUUAUACAUAUAUGAUACUGACGAGGAUUCUAGGUCAGAUCAAACAAUAUCUCAACAACGAUCGAAUAAAAAGAAAUUAGAGAAUAAAUUGCCCACAUUUCCGAAAGAUUUCCAAUUGAGUGCAGAUGAAUCGAGCGACAGUGCUAUUUCAAAAAUUAAUAUUCCAGUACCAAAGAAGAUUUCUCAACAAUUGAAUAAAAAGAAAUCAAAGAAUAAAGUGUCCAAUUUUCCGGAAGAUUUUCAAUUAACUGAAUCAAAUAACAAUGCUGUUUCAAAAGUUAAUAUUUCAAUACCAAACAUAAUAUAA
Messenger RNA from Wasmannia auropunctata (little fire ant), 603 nucleotides. RefSeq lists its product as uncharacterized. The record is from RefSeq and is a predicted model, not a curated record. Bases 1 to 603 code for a protein of 200 amino acids. NCBI's taxonomy places the organism in Eukaryota, Metazoa, Arthropoda, Insecta, Hymenoptera, Formicidae. The transcript is spliced from 4 exons.